UCGUCAGAGCAUUUAAUUCAUAAUCGGCACAACAUCUGAAGUUAUGUUGUCAGUAUAAAUGUUUGCUUUUGUGUAUACUGUUGUUUCCUAUAGACGUGUCUGAAAAGACCGCAGAUAUAAGAUUUAAUGUAGUGAAAGAUCACGUGAUCAAAAACUGAAACAAUCCAGAAAGAUGUUAAGAAUUGGGCGGGCUUUGGUUUUUGGAGGGAAGUUCAGUGAUUGGUUUGAACUUUUCACAGACUCCAACCAAUAAGCGAACGAUAGGCACGUAUAACUUCUGAAAACCACAAACUCCAUCUCAUAUUUCCUUCGUGUUUUUAUAAUCGUGAGGAUUUUAUAUCUUAAGUAACAAUGAGUGGAAGAGGUAAAACCGGCGGUAAAUCAAGAGCGAAAGCUAAGACUCGGUCAUCCAGAGCGGGUCUUCAGUUUCCCGUCGGCCGUGUUCACAGGCUACUCCGCAAAGGUAACUACGCACAACGCGUCGGUGCCGGAGCUCCAGUUUAUCUCGCCGCUGUCCUCGAGUAUCUUACCGCUGAGAUCUUGGAGUUGGCCGGAAACGCCGCUCGGGACAACAAGAAGAGUCGGAUCAUUCCCCGCCAUCUACAGCUGGCCGUGCGUAACGACGAGGAGUUGAACAGACUUCUGGGCGGCGUGACCAUCGCCCAGGGCGGUGUGUUGCCCAACAUCCAGGCGGUCUUACUGCCCAAGAAGACCGACAAACCCGCUAAGACCAAGUAA
Messenger RNA from Triplophysa dalaica, 738 nucleotides. RefSeq names its product histone H2A-like. Gene Ontology annotation, molecular function: structural constituent of chromatin; protein heterodimerization activity; DNA binding. The record is from RefSeq and is a predicted model, not a curated record. Gene Ontology annotation, cellular component: nucleosome. Bases 352 to 738 code for a protein of 128 amino acids. NCBI's taxonomy places the organism in Eukaryota, Metazoa, Chordata, Actinopteri, Cypriniformes, Nemacheilidae. The transcript has a single exon.